Molecule: messenger RNA, 2544 nt
Organism: Nicotiana tabacum (common tobacco)
Lineage: Eukaryota; Viridiplantae; Streptophyta; Magnoliopsida; Solanales; Solanaceae
Source: RefSeq, a predicted model, not a curated record
AAGUUAUUGGGUGGACGAAUAUUUAAGUUAAUUAUACCGACUAAGAAAAAUAAACAGUAAACUCAACUGGCUAUUGCGUAAAAUUCCAGUAAAUGAAGAAUUAAUAAAAUCAAAAUAUGGGCUGGGCACCGACCCGAAUGCCAAAGACUUCGGGAGGAGCCCAAAUAUAAUGCACGUGAGCAUCACGUGAGAAGGCAAGGACCGAUCUUCUCGUUAACUCGCCCUAAAAAAUCGGCUGGGCGAUUACAGCAAAUUCAUCGCCGUGGUCUUUCAUUUCCUCGGAUCGCCAUCACCGACUUUUCUUACACCACCGUCAAACACCGUCAACAACCAAAAUAACCACCAGGGGAAAAACCUCUUUUGCUUAGUCUAAUAGUUAUGGUUAGAGGAAGAGAUGCCUGUUGGGAACACUGUCUCCUUGUUGAUGCUACAAGACAGAAGGUAAGAUGUAACUACUGUCGGCGGGAGUUCAGUGGAGGAGUUUACAGAAUGAAGUUUCAUUUGGCUCAAAUUAAAAACAAAGACAUAAUUCCAUGUGCUGAGGUCCCGAAUGAGGUGAGAGACCACAUUAGAAGCAUUUUAAACACUCCGAAGAAACAGAAAAAUCCUAAGAAACCAAAGCUGGAUCAAGCUGCCAAUUAUCAGCAAAGAAGCUCUUCAGCUAGUGGUGGAGUCCAUCCUCUUCGUGGAUUUAGUGGAGAGAAUGGUAGCCCUUGUCCUUCUAUUAUGUUUGCGCGCCAUUCUCCGAGUUCACAGCCAGCAAUUGAUGAUGUUCAAAAGCAAAAACAGGACAAUGCUGAUAAGAAGAUUGCUGCGUUUUUCUACCACAAUGCAAUACCUUUUACAGCUGCAAAGUCCUUGUACUAUCAGGAAAUGGUGGACGCGAUUCUUGAGUGCGAAGUAGGGUAUAAAGCUCCAUGUGCUGAAAAUUUGGGCGGUCAUCUUUUGGAAAAAGUCAAAGUCGAUAUUAACGACAGUUACAAGAGAUUAAAGGAUGAAUGGAAAGAAACGGGCUGUACAAUCCUGUGUGAUUGCUGGUCCGAUGGAAAGGCUAAAUCCCUUGUGGUACUUUCUGUGGCAUGUGCCAAAGGGACAUUGUUCCUUAGGUCUGUAGACGUAUCUGAUCACGCAGAUGAUCCUCAUUAUUUAUUUGGGUUGCUUGAAUCAGUUGUUCUGGAAAUUGGCAUGAAAAAUGUUGUCCAAGUUAUUACUGAUAGUUCUGCUAGUUACGUAUAUGCGGGAAGGCUUCUGACAGACAAGUACCCUUCGGUUUUCUGGUCUCCGUGCGCUUCACAUUGUAUCAAUAAAAUGUUGGAGGAUUUUAGCAAACGUGAGUGGGUGAAUGUUGUUCUUGACGAGGCAAAUACUAUCACAAAGUACAUAUAUGGUAAUGACUGGAUUCUAGAUAUGAUGAGAAAAUUUUCAGGUGGAGAGGAGUUCGUUCGACCAAGAAUCACAAAACAUGUGGCUAAUUUCCUUUCCUUAAGGGCCCUUGUGACCCAAGAGGAUAAUUUAAAACACAUGUUUUCUCGUGCCGAGUGGUUGUCAUCUAUAUAUAGUAGGCACCCCGACGUCCAGGCCAUAAAGUCAUUGUUGUGCCUUGAAAGAUUCUGGAGAUCUGCACGUGAAGCUGUCACGGUGUCCGAACCAUUACUUAAACUGUUAAGGAUCAUGGAUGGAGACAUGCCUGCUAUGGCAUAUAUGUAUGACGGAGUGGAAAGAGCAAAGAUGUCCAUCAAAGCAUUCUAUAAGGAUAUUGAGGAAAACUAUGCGCCGGUUUGGGAUAUAAUUGACAGGAGAUGGAGCAUGCUUCUUCAAUCCCCAUUACAUGCAGCAGCAGCAUUCCUUAAUCCUUCCAUUUUCUACAACCCAAGCUUUAAGAUUGAUUCAAGGAUCAGGAACGGUUUUCAAGAGGCCAUGAUGAAAAUGGCUUCCGAGGAUAAAAAUAAUAUAGAAAUUACUAAAGAACAUCCCAUAUACAUAAAUGCUCAAGGUGCUCUAGGGACUGAUUUUGCAAUAAAGGGAAGGACACUGAAUGCCCCAGCUGAUUGGUGGAUGUGUUAUGGUUACGAAAUUCCAAGUCUACAGAGAGCUGCUAUACGGAUUUUGAGUCAACCUUGCAGUCUGCACUGGUGUAGAUGGAACUGGAGCACUUUUGAUAGCGUUCAUAGCAAAAGACGGGACAGGUUGGAGCUUGAUAGAUUUGACGAUCUUGUUUAUGUGCACUGCAAUCUCUGGUUACAGGCAAUUGUAAGAAGUAAAGAUGGCAAAUGUAAACCAAUCAAUUUUGACGAAAUAGAUGUCGGCGCUGAAUGGCCUACUGAAGCUGAAGUUGCAUGCACUUUCUUGGAUGAUUCCUGGUUGCACACUCCACCCAUUGAAGUCAGAGGAAUGGAGCCAGAAAGUUUGUUAACAUAAAGGAAUGGAGCCAGAAAGUCUAUUAACAUGGAGAAACAGAAAUUGCAAUUUUCUUAAAUUGCCAAAUGAAGCAGGAAUUGGACCGGUAAGUUGAUUACGGGAUAAUUCAAGAUCCAUGAGGUUUUC